AUGGUUGCUACAAAGAAGUGCGGUGUCCUCGGCUGCACCGGCUCGGUCGGCCAGCGCUUCAUCCUGCUGCUCUCGGCACACCCGUACUUCUCGCUGCACGCGAUCGGCGCGUCCUCCCGCAGCGCCGGCAAAGCGUACAAGGACGCCGCGCGGUGGAAGCAAUCCGCGGCGAUGCCCGCGUCGGUAGCCAACAUGGUUGUGAAGGAGUGCAAGUCGUCGGAAUUCUUGGACUGCGACAUCGUGUUCUCGGGGCUGGAUGCGGACGUGGCCGGCGAGAUCGAGGCCGACUUCUUGGGCGCCGAUCUGGUCGUCUUCUCGAACGCAAAGAAUUACCGCCGCGACUUGGUCACCCCCCUCAUGGUCCCCCUGGUAAACACGGACCACUUCAGUAUCAUCCCCCAUCAGCAACGGGAGAAGGGGCUCAAGAAGGGGUUCAUGGUCACGAAUGCGAAUUGCUCCACCACUGGCCUCGUCGUCCCGCUCAAGGCCCUGCAGGAUCGCUUUGGACCGCUUGAGGCGGUGAUCGUGACGACGCUGCAGGCGAUCAGCGGCGGUGGUUACCCCGGCGUGCCGAGUAUGGAUAUCCUGGACAAUAUCGUGCCGUUCAUCGGCGGCGAGGAGGAGAAGAUCGAGUGGGAGACCGGCAAGAUCCUAGGCAGUGUCAACGACGCGGCCACGGCGUUCGUGCACGUGAACGAGACGAAGGUGUCGGCGCAGUGCAACCGUGUGGCGGUCAUGGACGGACACACCGAGUGCGUUUCUGUCAAGUUUGGUGGCGGGAAGAAGCCGACUGUUGAGGAGGUCAAGCAGGCGAUGCGGGACUACGUGAGUGAGAGCCAGACGCUCGGCUGCCCGAGUGCGCCGAAGAUGGCCAUCGAUGUUAGGGAGGAGGAGGAUCGUCCCCAGCCGAGGCUGGACAGGGACACCGAGGGCGGAUAUGCGGUCGUGGUAGGCAGGAUCAGGGAGGACCCCGUCUUCGACAUCAAGUUUGUUGCGCUGAGCCACAACACGGUCAUCGGUGCGGCUGGAAGCAGCAUCCUUAACGCGGAGGUGGCGGUGGUCAAGGGACUGUUAUAA
Messenger RNA from Tricharina praecox, 1077 nucleotides. Its product is annotated as semialdehyde dehydrogenase. Gene Ontology annotation, molecular function: aspartate-semialdehyde dehydrogenase (NADP+) activity; NAD binding; NADP binding. The transcript is spliced from 2 exons. The record is from RefSeq and is a predicted model, not a curated record. Gene Ontology annotation, biological process: L-threonine biosynthetic process. NCBI's taxonomy places the organism in Eukaryota, Fungi, Ascomycota, Pezizomycetes, Pezizales, Pyronemataceae. Bases 1 to 1077 code for a protein of 358 amino acids.